Molecule: messenger RNA, 1033 nt
Organism: Opisthorchis viverrini
Lineage: Eukaryota; Metazoa; Platyhelminthes; Trematoda; Opisthorchiida; Opisthorchiidae
Exons: 7
Coding region: 1-681 (226 amino acids)
Biological process (GO): reciprocal meiotic recombination
Cellular component (GO): nucleus
Molecular function (GO): double-stranded DNA binding
Source: RefSeq, a predicted model, not a curated record
AUGGCCCAGUGGCUUGGGCACCCUGGCAGUAUCCCAGCAUUCGUGCUUCCUUCGGGUGGCAUGGCGUCGAAGAAAAAGGGCUUGAGUGUGGAGGAGAAGCGUCAGAAAAUGAUGGAGUUUUUCUACGAAAAGAAAGACUUUUUCCAACUGAAGGAAUUGGAGAGAUUAUGUCAAAAAGAAAAAGGCAUCAACUCUAUGUCUGUGAAAGACGUAUUGAUGAGCCUUGUUCAUGACGGAAUGGUGGAUACAGAUAAGAUUGGAACCUGUGUAUAUUUCUGGGCAUUUCCCAACAAGGCAACACAAAAGCAUAAGAACACCAUAGAAAGGCUGAAAGUUUCUAUCGAGAGCACAAAACAACAGGCCGACAAAGUGCAAAACGCCCUGCAACAAGCCGGCGCAAGUCGUGAAGAUACGAGUGAACGACGGCAAAUUUUGGAUAAACUCACUAUUCAGCGAGCACGCUUGGAGGAGCUAACUUCAGAGCUAGCACAGCUACGUAAAUGCGAUCCCGAACGUUUAGAAGAACUCAAAAGUGAACGUCAGUGUGCAUUCGAUGCUGCAAAUCGAUGGACUGACAACGUUUUCGUCAUCCAGUCAUGGCUGAGAAAUAAAUUUUCCCUGGAAGAAGCCCAAUUCCGGCGCCAAUUCAACAUCCCAGAAAACUUUGACUACAUUGAAUAACUCAAUCCUGCGUUUGCACAAGGCCACCUUAUUUGUUCACCAUGUUAUUACUUUUUGGGAUACUGUUGUUUUCAAAGUCUUUCCACACAUGAGCUUACCACAUGUCCGUACGGUCACUGAAAAUUCACACAUUGCUUUUCAAACUAGUUUAUUGCAGAUUUUGUUAACAGGGUUUCAGGGCUUCCGCCAUGUUUUUUCGGCUUUCUGCAACGCAUUUACAGGUUUUUAUUUUCAUAUCACCCCACAAAUUAUAUAGUUUUAUGGAUAUGGCCGCCCAUUAAUUGUCGGUUUUUCCAAACUCCGAUCCCUAUUAUACAGAAACAAAAGAGUAAUGCGGCAAGUUAGAUUCACA